Messenger RNA from Hippocampus comes (tiger tail seahorse), 3280 nucleotides. RefSeq names its product Rho GTPase activating protein 27 (gene arhgap27). The record is from RefSeq and is a predicted model, not a curated record. The transcript is spliced from 18 exons. Bases 437 to 2956 code for a protein of 839 amino acids. Gene Ontology annotation, molecular function: protein binding. Gene Ontology annotation, cellular component: cytoplasm. Lineage: Eukaryota; Metazoa; Chordata; Actinopteri; Syngnathiformes; Syngnathidae. Gene Ontology annotation, biological process: regulation of GTPase activity; signal transduction.
UGUGCCAUAACCAAAAACAAUAAAAUGCCACGGCCAAAAGUCGAGUAGUGACAAGCGCGUUAUUUUGCUUCGCGUGGGAUUCGUCAUCCGACAACAAAGGAAGAAGCACGUGACAGUUAACGCAAAAAGAAAUAGAACACAGUCUUUUUUCUUUCCGAUCACAGACCGUAUGAUGGCACGUGAUGUUCACCUUGAUGUGUUACCAAAAAAAAAAACCGCGGCCGGGCAAAGAGGCUUGUUUUACAGCCAAAUCGGGAAGUGUCAUCUCUUACUUCCCACUUCUCUAGUUAUAAUUGAAGUGCUGUGGGACAGAAGACAAGCAGAUUAGCACCCAUUCUAAAGAAUCUGAGAAUGAAUAUUGUUUUGAAUAGAACACUAUUUGUCCUUGUAGCUUCCUGAUCCUGAUGCCAUUUCCAUAACAACAACUCACCAAAACAUGGAGCAGAUGACAGUCCAGCAUGAGUUUGAGCACGAAACACAUGACGGUCGCCUUGUGUCCAUCACGCCCGACGAAACCUACUUGCUCCUCACCAGGACAAAUGAACACCGCUGGUAUGUCCGCACCAAACAAGAAGACACUGAGCCAAUCUACAUUCCGGCCCAAUAUGUGCGGAAUGCUCAAGGUGAUUCCUGCCAGUUCUCCACGUUUGGGGUAUGUGACGCCAAACCUGAGGUGACCCCCGAAAGACUCGCACAUGAGGGAGGGGACGUACCUCACGGCAAAGUGGAGAUGACUAUCAGAACGGAUGAGGAGAAUCUGUCGCCCACUUGCGACAUCAUUGCAACACAAAAGGUGGACGAUGAGACCCAAAGAGCGCCCAUCUACGCCAACGUAGCUCAACUUCGCCAGGACUCCGCCGACUCGCUGCUCCACCAGGACGCCGACGGAUGGGAGGUGCACUUUGACCCGGAGAGUGGUCAGGACUACUACUACCCCCCCGCCACGGGGCAUACCACCUGGGAAAACCCCCUCUACGAGUCAUCCCGUGACCCCGAACCGCUUCCCCCCUCACCCCCUCGGUCUCCCACCGACUUCCUGUCCACCGCCUCCCGUCCGGCCUGGACAUCGGACUGGGAGCAGCUCGUGGAUGAGCGCAGCGGCUGCCCGUACUUUUACAACGCCAUGUCUGGGGAGACGUCCUGGGAGCCGCCAGAGCCGCUCAGCCCGUACCCGCCCCUGAUGGAGCCGAUGAGUGUGCACCGCUUUCACCAAGAUGAGUCGCCUCAGAUACCCGAAGAAGACUACAACUCAGAAGAUUACCCGGCAGGCGCCGAUGGACCUGAUCCCGACGAGGAUCCCCUGCCCAUGAGGCCCUCGGCGUCCCACAGGGAAUACAACCUGUCCCACGUGAGCCGAGCCAUCAUCCCUCGGGCCAGCCUGGACCGCAGCACGCCCGCCGGCUGGAGCCUCAACGUGGAGCCCGAUGGCACCUGGGUGUUUUCCAACGAGUACUCACUCGAGCAGUGGGUCAAGUCCGUGGACGACCUGGGCCAGACUUACUAUUACCUGAAAGAUGGCUCCAAGUCCCAAUGGAACCUGCCUAAGGUGGGCCCUGCGUCGCCGGGACUGUCCCAGGAGGAAAAUGGCGAGGAGGCCGAAGAGGUGAAUGUCUUCAAGAACUGGAGACAAACCGUAGGACCAGCCCAGCUCGCCUCGGUCCAAGAUGACGCAAGUUUCCUCCCGACCCACCGCAGGACCACGUCGGACUACAGCAGCGACAGCUCCAGCACGGGAAACUCUCCUGAGACGCAGCCUAACUCUCCGGUUGGAUUUCAGGUGCACAACUUGGAGAAAGCCGGAAUCCUGAACAAAACAAAAGUGUCUGAAAAUGGCAAAAAAGUCAGGAAAAACUGGGCCCAGACUUGGACUGUACUGCAUGGAGGCAUGCUGACCUUCCACAAAGACCCGAAAUCGACAUCGCCAGGAAUUUCGAACAAGACCAAUCAGAUCGUCCCGGAAGUGACGGUGGACCUUCGAGGUGCCAUGAUCAGCUGGGCCUCUAAGGACAAAUCGAGCAAGAAAAAUGUUUUGGAGUUAAAAAGCAAGAGCGGUGUUGAGUUUCUGAUCCAGUACGAUACCGAGAGCAUCAUCACCGACUGGCAUAAAGUCUUACUGGACACCAUAAGGCAACUGGAGUACCAGGACCAGCAUCACUCAGAGGAGGAAGACGGUAGCGACCUGUACGAGAAGAUCAGCAUCACGGACCAACAGAUUGCAACCGACUGGCGUCGGGCCUCCAGACCGAGUGUCAACAGCACCAGCGGCGGUGAAACCGACCCCAAGAAGGUUCGCACCAAGCUCAUCAAGUUCCUCAUGAAGCGGCCCUCACUUCAGGCAGUCAAGGAGAAAGGAUACAUACGAGAGAACGUGUUCGGCUGCCACCUGGCCAUGCUUUGCGCGCAGGAGCGGACCACCGUCCCCAGAUUUGUGGAGAAAUGCAUAAAAGCCGUGGAGAGGAGAGGUUUGGACAUCGACGGACUCUACAGGGUCAGCGGGAACCUCGCCACCAUUCAGAAACUGCGCUUCAAGGCAGAUCAUGAGGAAUUGGACCUUGAGGACGGCCAGUGGGCUGACGCUCACGUGCUCACCGGAGCGCUGAAGCUGUUCUUUCGCGAGCUUCCCGAGCCACUUUUCCCCUACAACCUGUUUCACAAGUUCAUCUCUGCAAUCAGAAUUCCUGAUUACAACACAAAGGUGUGUUGCAUUUAUGAGUUGAUCAAAUCUCUCCCCAUCCCGAAUCACGACACCAUGAGCCUCUUGUUCGGACAUUUACGGAGGGUCAUCCAGUGUGGCGAGGACAACCGCAUGACGGUGCACAACGUUGCAAUCGUGUUCGGGCCCACGCUCCUGCGGCCCGAGGCAGAGUCGGGCAACAUCGCCAUGCACACGGUUUUUCAGAACCAGAUAGUGGAGCUCAUCCUUCACGAGUAUGAGCGCCUCUUCCAAUCAGGCUGAAGGAGUUCAUGUCUUGAUUUGAAGAUUUAACACGACACAUCUUGUGACUUGAUUGUAAUAUAGAAAUGUAUACAGCUAUUAAUAUCCGCAAGCCUUUGUGAAUUAAAUCUGAUGUAGCAUGUUUGAAUAUAACAGAAUAUCUAUGCUGUAUUAUUUGUCUAACGACAACAUGCAACUACUGUACAUAAAGAUUAACAGACUAGAGAGGCGGCUACUGAAGGAAAUGUAUGUGCUGUAAAUAGUAAUAGACAGCAUUGAAAUGCUGAAAGUUAUCAAAAAUGUGAUACAGAGUAAUUCCAUAAUAAAUUAACUUUGUAAAUAAAG